AUGCAUGGCAGACAAGCAUCUCACCUCCCGGCAAGGCUACUUAAGGCUCUCCAAUCAAUAGGGGGUGAUACAAACCAUGGCAGAACUGUGCCUCUUAAUACCUCCAAAAUGAACCACACCAGCUGCAAUAUCACAGCCUCCGAAAGCUUUCCACUUGUACAGCUCUGUGUUUACAUCCCAGUUUUCCUUUCAGGCAGUGUGCUGAAUGCAUUGGCGCUGUGGGUGUUCUGCUGCAAACUCGGCAAGUGGACAGAAACUAGAGUGUAUAUGGCCAACUUAGCUUUGGCUGACUGUUUACUGCUCUUUACUUUGCCUUUUAAAAUACUCUCACAGUUCUAUCGACUGAAGGUAGACAGAUGGUGUUUAUUUCUGGAAGGUGCCUAUUUCAUCAACCGCUUAAUGAGCAUCAGUGUAGUUACUGUCGUAGCAGCUGACAGAUAUUUCACAAUCAAGUAUCCUUUGAAAGCCAAGAUGCUAAGGUCUCCACUGAAGGCAGCUCUUGCCUCUGGAUUUCUUUGGAUAGUCAUCAUCUGCAAGAUUUCCCUCAUUAAACAAUUAGAGGCCCGAGAGCAAGGUGAAUUUUGCUUUGAGAAGUCUUCCACUGUGCCCUCAGUGAUCACACUAUGUGCUAUUAUUGCAGGGUUCUUCAUACCACUUAUUAUCCUGAGUUUUUGCUCCAUAAAAGUCAUUGCAGAACUCAUGAGAAAGAAAAAUGAAAACCAUCACAAAGAAAAGUUAAUCAGGAAGGCCGCCUACAUUGUUUCCACAAAUAUGACUGUAUUCAUCCUAUGCUUUUUGCCUCUUUACCUUGGGCAUCUCCUUCGCUUUAUAAUGGACUCCACCAGCUCCAGCUGCUCCGCAAUACAAAGGGUUAACAAUUUUGUUCACCUCGCCUCAAUCCUUGCAAACACGAACUGCUGCCUGGAUGCUAUUUGUUAUUACUUUGUAAACAAGGAAUUUAAAGAAGCGUCUCCCAAGCUAGCAAAGGCCAGAUCUGAAGCCAGUGAAGCAGCUGAAAUUCAGCUGCCAUGCCUAACACACUAG
This is a messenger RNA of Rhea pennata, 1044 nucleotides long. Its product is annotated as G-protein coupled receptor 35-like. Gene Ontology annotation, biological process: phospholipase C-activating G protein-coupled receptor signaling pathway; chemokine-mediated signaling pathway; positive regulation of Rho protein signal transduction. Gene Ontology annotation, molecular function: chemokine receptor activity. Gene Ontology annotation, cellular component: plasma membrane. The record is from RefSeq and is a predicted model, not a curated record. NCBI's taxonomy places the organism in Eukaryota, Metazoa, Chordata, Aves, Rheiformes, Rheidae.